This is a messenger RNA of Chondrus crispus (carragheen), 216 nucleotides long. RefSeq lists its product as hypothetical. The record is from RefSeq and is a predicted model, not a curated record. The transcript has a single exon. Bases 1 to 216 code for a protein of 71 amino acids. Lineage: Eukaryota; Rhodophyta; Florideophyceae; Gigartinales; Gigartinaceae.
AUGUCUCCAGGCUGCCUGCGCUAUGUACGGUACGGUAUUCUUUCAAUUCAGAAUCCACGGGUCUCAAUGUUUGAAUUCCGGCUACGCGUCACCAGCAGAUUGUCGCAGUACUCACAUAAAAGCAAACAAUCUGCCAAAAUUGGUCUGCUAACCACGGUACCAAGCCCCAAGCCAAGUUUUGCUCAUGUUAAACGUUCUCAUCAGCUGCCACCUUGA